Messenger RNA from Gadus morhua (Atlantic cod), 8788 nucleotides. RefSeq names its product low-density lipoprotein receptor-related protein 8. The record is from RefSeq and is a predicted model, not a curated record. Lineage: Eukaryota; Metazoa; Chordata; Actinopteri; Gadiformes; Gadidae. Gene Ontology annotation, molecular function: calcium ion binding; hormone binding; protein binding. Bases 150 to 3374 code for a protein of 1074 amino acids. Gene Ontology annotation, biological process: receptor-mediated endocytosis. Gene Ontology annotation, cellular component: apical plasma membrane; signaling receptor complex; plasma membrane. The transcript has 18 exons.
CAGGCGUCACUGGUUCAGACGCCGCCGAGCCAGAGCGCAGAGCAGAGGAUCACACACGCAUCGAGACGGACGGCUCUCGCUGUCAAGGAUACCUUUCGUUUGUUUUCUUUUUCGGAUGAAUCCAGCGAUAAGCGCUUUUGGAUUUAACGAUGAGGACGGACGUGGGGAAGCUGGUGCUGUUACAUCUGUUAGUGAUGGAGCUUCAUGCCGCUGACGGAUCGCAUAAGGAGUCCCAGUGUGAGGCGGGCCAGUUCCGGUGUCACAACGGGAGGUGCGUCCCGAGUCUCUGGAGGUGCGACGAUGACGACGACUGCUCGGACAACAGCGACGAGGAGAGCUGCCCAAAGAAGACGUGUGCCACCACAGACUUUGCCUGUACGAACGGACAGUGCGUGCCCGCUAGGUGGCGCUGUGACGGGGAACCAGAGUGUGUCGAUGGCUCGGAUGAGGCGGACGCCACCUGCAGUCGCCACACCUGCCCGCCCAAGAAGUUUGACUGCGGUGGCGCCGCUGGCCAGUGUGUGUCGUUGUCGUGGCGAUGCGACGGAGAGAGAGACUGUGAGAACGGGGCCGAUGAGGAGCAGUGUGCUGCAGACACCAAGGCCUGCCCCGCCAAGGACUUCCAGUGCCGCAACGGCAAGUGCGUGGCGCCGGUGUUCGUGUGCGACGGCGACGACGACUGCGGCGACGGCAGCGACGAGCAGAAGUGCUCGCCGACCGCCUGCGGGCCGCACGAGUUCCGCUGCAACGACUCGGAGUGCAUCCCCGCGCUGUGGAGCUGCGACGGCGACAACGACUGCAAGGACCGCUCGGACGAGGCCAUGGAGCGCUGCAGCAGCCGCACGGAGCCCCAGGGGCCCGCCGGGGCCCAGGAGCCCCAGGAGCCCCGCUGCCCGCCCGGGGACUUCCAGUGCGGCAGCGGGGAGUGCAUCCACCUCCACUGGAAGUGCGACGGCGACGCAGACUGCAAGGACAAGUCUGACGAGGCCAGCUGCCCGGUGCUGACAUGUCGGCCGGAUGAGUUCCAGUGUGGCGACGGCUCCUGUGUCCACGGCACCAAGCAGUGCAACCGAGUCCACGACUGUCCGGACUACAGCGACGAGGCGGGCUGCGUCAACACCACCACGUGUGAGCGGCCCAAGAUGUUCCGCUGUGCGAGCAGCGAGUGCAUCGACAGCAGGAAGGUGUGUGACCGCGUGAAGGACUGCAAGGACUGGUCUGAUGAACCCAUCAAGGAGUGUGACGUGAACGAGUGUCUGGAGGACAACGGUGGCUGUUCCCACGUCUGCAGGGACCAGAGGAUUGGCUACGAGUGUGACUGUCCCUCUGGCUACAAACUGCUAGACACCAAGACCUGUGGGGACAUCGAUGAGUGUGAGAACCGGGACGUUUGCAGUCAGAUCUGCAUCAACUACAAGGGGUACUACAAGUGUGAGUGUUACGAAGGCUAUGAAAUGGACCCCGUCUCAAAGACCUGCAAGGCUGUUGGAACCAGUCCGUACCUGAUGUUCACCAACCGCCACGAGAUCCGACGCCUGGACCUGCAGAAGAGCGAGUACACGCAGGUGGUCUCCGCGCUGAAGAACGCCGUGGCCCUGGACGUGGACGUGGCCUCCGGCACCAUGUUCUGGUGUGACCUGUACCAGCGCCGCAUCUACAGCGCCUCCAUCAGCCAGGCCGGCGACCCGUCCCAGCAGCUGACGCUGGUCGACUCCGCCCUCCAGGCCCCCGAGGGGCUGGCCGUCGACUGGGUCCACAGGAACAUCUACUGGACCGACUCGGGGAACAAGAGCAUCUCUGUCGCCACGGCCGACGGUCGGAGGAGGAAGGUGCUCGUCUCCACGGAGCUGAGCGAGCCCAGGAGCAUCGCCGUGGACCCCCGCCACGGCUUCUUGUACUGGUCAGACUGGGGGGAGAAGGCCAAGAUAGAGAAGGCAGGGAUGAACGGAGUGGAUCGGCAGGUUCUGGUCUCAGAGCGCAUCGAGUGGCCCAACGGGAUCACCCUGGAUCUCUCUAACCAGCGCCUCUACUGGGUCGACUCCAAGCUGCACAUGCUGUCCAGUGUGGACCUGAGCGGGGCACGGCGCCAGGUGCUGCUGUCCUCCCAGCAGCACCUCAGACACCCCUUCGCCCUCUCCGUCUUCCAGGACCGGGUGUACUGGACGGACCUGGAGGACCAGGCCAUCUACAGCGCCAACCGGCUGACGGGGCAGGACCUGGCCCGGGUCGCAGAGCACCUGGACAACCCCCUGGACCUGGUGAUCUUCCACCAGCAGAGGCAGCCCCCAGCCCCUGACACCUGCAACACGGGAGGCCUCCCCAACGGGGGCUGUGAGUACCUCUGCCUGAAGGCCCCUCAGAUCACCGAUCACUCACCCAAGUACACCUGCGCCUGUCCCGACGACAUGGAGCUUGGGCCGGACAUGAGGCGCUGCGCAGUAGUAAGGUUGAGGUCAACAACCACCACCGUCGCUUCCACCACCUCUACCGUCGCUACGCCCCCCACCACCACCACCACCACCACCACCACCACCACCACCACCACCAGCACCACCACCGCCAUCACUACCACCACCACCACUCCCCCGAGGACCACCAGCGCCACCACCACCAGAACAGCCAGCACUCCCCCGAGGACCACCACCACCGCCGCCGCCGCCCCGACCACCACCGGCACACCGCCCACCGCUACGCCUCCUAAGACCACUGCUGCCCCUUCAACCACACCAAAGCCCCCCAGCAGGCGCUGGUCCACCACAGCCCCCCCCAGGGGCACCAGCCCCGCUCCCAGGACCACCCCCCCAGCCACCGCGGCCAUCGGCCGGGACCGGACCCAGCUCUCCAUCUCCCCCACCUCCACCUCCACCCCCACCUCCACCCCCACCCCCACCCCCACCUCCACCCCCACCCCCAAGUCAACGUCCACCCGGGCAGGGACCCCGAGGUCCACCUCCACCCAGACGCCCCCCCUGGGCCCAGCGGGGGGGGUCCAGACGGACAGCAACGGCAGUCUCUCCCACAGAGCGGGCAGUGAGCUGGGCCUGCUCGGGAGCCACAUCACCGUGGCCGUGCUGGCCAUCGCCGUUCCUGUCGUGCUCUCCCUGCUGUGCACCAGCGCCUUCCUGCUCUGGAGGAACUGGCGGCGCCGGAACACCAAGAGCAUGAACUUCGACAACCCGGUGUACCGCAAGACGACGGAGGACGACGACGACGAGGUCCACAUCGGGCGCCACUCGGAGUCCGUGGGCCACGUCUACCCCGCCGUGAGUGGCAGCCGCAGCCAGCCAUUCCACGCCCUGCCCCUGGGGGGCGGGCUCACAGACAGCGACUCCCAUUGGUACUCCGGGGCACCCAUGCACCCCAGCGGCAAAUGAGAGGAGAGAGAGGAGGAGCCAAGGGGAGUGGGAGGGAAAGGAGGGGAUGUGGAGGUACAACGAUGGGUGUUGGAGGUUCGGGGGUCACCAUGACCACCCCCCCCUCCCCCUCUGAUCAGCAUACCACAAGCACAUUGACGAACAACACAGCUGCAUCGUUAAGAAUGAAUCAUUGUAUCGAACACUACAGCCCAGUAUUCACGUCAUAACAAACCUCCAUCGUCUCAAUACAUGUCAGUCACAGUUCUUCAUCACCAUAAUCAAGGCAUGGCCUGGCAUGGCACACUGUGAGUACCAGGGUUGGAUCUUCAGCUGAUAGACGCUGAUAGAUGUUUACCAAACCAUACGUUGAAAGUUCAGUCUGCAUUCCCUCCACAUUUUUCAACCAGAAGCGAGAAGUUAUUUUUCCUGCGCUCGGGUUCCAAAGCCCCGCAGUCCCCACGCUCACACAAAAGAGUUUGAUUUAUUGCGGUAGUUCUAUGACUCUAUGUUGUGCGGGUUCAAAUGACUAAUUGUUUCGCUUGUGUCCUUGUUUAGAGUGUGCAUUUGCAUGCACACAUUAGUGGUUUUUGUGAACGCAGGGUUUCGUUGGGUGAGCAAAGUAACGUUCAUUAUCGCUGAGCUAAGGAAAGAGCACAAGCAGAGGAUUGUGGGUUAUUUAGUCACGAUGUGUGUGUGUGUGUGUGUGUGUAUGUGUGCAAACGUAUGUGUGCACAAAGACACACCGGCUGUACCAAGGUGCGACCGUAUCCAUGAUGUCAUUCUGCUGAGGCUUGGAGUGGGGAUUUGGGGGGGGGGGGGGGGGGGUUGAAGGUCUCUCUCUCUCUUAGUUCUUCAGUCAUCUCCUCUUCUGUUGUCAUCCCUCCAUCGUCCCCCGACUGCGUCCUCCCCAACCCCCCCGCUGCUGUCCUUGAAACCUCCAGCGGUAUGGCGUCACCCUGCAGCAACACACGGAGACCCUGUUUGGUAGCUGCAACUCGGCCGGGGGUGCAUCCAGACAGCCUCCCCAGACAGCCAGACAGCUGGGGGGGGGGGGGAGGUGGUUGGCGUUGAAGUUCAUUGUCAGCAGUAGCUCUGGAGGUAGAGCGGGUGGACUGGUAACCGGAAGGUUGCUGGUUCGAUUCCCGGCUCCUCCUAGCGUCGAGUGUCGAGGGUGACCCUGAGCCUCACCCUGACCGCUCCUGACGAGCCGGCUGUCGCCUCGCGGGGUUGACUCCGACGCCGGUGUGUGAAUGUGGAUGGUUGGUUGUAGGUCGCUUUGGAUGAAAGCGUCAACAAAAUCCCCUAAAUGUAAAUGUGAGACCAGUAGUUUGACAGGGUGGAAGAGGGGCCAGAACAAGCGCACGGAGGCAUGGGCUUCAUAGGACUCUGAACCAGUGCCUCCCUCCUGCCUACUCUCUUUCCCUCGCCUCUAUUUUCUCUUUGAGUGUUUCCCUGCAGCCCUUCUGUUCCCUCUCUCUCUCUCUCUCUGCUGCGUGGGCGAGUCCGGGCUAACUGUGUUCUAUCUGCUGUUACAGCGGGUGGCUCUGAGCUCGGCGGACGAUGACUACCCCUGAGGGGAGAGGAGGAGGAGGAGGUGGAGAGGGGGAGUGUUCAGCGAGCAGCGCGCCACCUCCAUCCCAUCUCCCCCUGCAAUACCUCCCACUGCCACCAGGCCCUCCCUCCACCCCACACACAGAGGCCUCCCGCCCCCACAGCAGAGCGGGGAGAGUGACCCCCCCCCCAAACAAACACCCCCCGGACCCAUACCUACUAAGGAGCAGGGAUCAAGUGUGUAAUCACACGCACACAUACACACUCACCUUAUCUCAACUACGAUUUCUCUCUCAAAUACUGCGACUACUACGUCCCUCACUAUCACCACUAACUGCUGCUAUGGCUACUAAUACUACUACUACUACUAGUACUACUACUACUACCACUGCCCUCUGCUCCAUGCUGCUGGAGUGUGUGUCUGUAGUCUACCCUCCGCUCCUUGACUGAGUUAGUUAAAGUUAAACAAAGUGCUGUGCUGCACAUUGAGAUGGGGGUGGGGGGGGGGGGUACUAAAGACGUCGUCACUGGUACGAUGUUAUGCUCCUGGUAGCUCGGACGAGGAGACAGGGAUCCUCAGCGCAGCCGUCGGGGCAGCUGCACUUUCAGUAUUCUUGCACAAUAGGCUGUGAAUAGACCUGGGCCGCCCGCCCGAGCAGCGCCUGGGUGUGAGUAACACCGGGUGGCUGGCCGAAUCGGGGGGGGAGGGAGAGUGCACCCCCUGGUACGUCUCACACGAUGCUGUAGCAGCCGUCAGAGCACUCAGAGCACCACACCGGUGGGGGCGCUUCGCCACCUUCCAGAGGCACGCGUGAUUCCCGACAUCCCCCAACGGGCAGCACGUCCGGUGCACGCCCCGAUUUAAUUCUCGCCCUGCUAUUGGGCUAGAUACGUUAUCGGUCAAUGGACGCAAUGUGUGAGAGAAAAACUGUGGAAAUAUAAGCUGUCUUGAGUUGUCCACUUUUUAAACCGACAAGCUGCCCCGCCAAUACCAGUGGAUAGAGGAGACUCCCAUUUUGUAUUUUAUUGUUGACUCUAUUUCGUAGUCUUUUUAUUUAUUUUGUUAUUUGUGUGUGUGUGUGUGUGUGUGUGUGUGUGUGUGUGUGUGUGUGUGUGUGUGUGUGUGUGUGUGUGUGUGUGUGUGUGUGUGUGUGUGUGUGUGUGUGUGUGUGUGUGUGUGUGUGUGUGUGUGCGCGCUCUCCCUUGUGAUUGGUAGGAUUGGCCUGAUCAUAAUCCUACUGAUAUUGGCAUCAAUGGAAACUCUUAAACCUGCAGUUGUCAGUGUAAGAUGGCAUUGAUUGUGGAGUCAUUGAACUCCAAUCUGGUUGUUUACCUGACCUUGACCUAGUGGCCGGGCUUUGAACAUGGCAGACUAAGCUUUGUUUAGCACGACGCAGUGCUUUGCGUGGUUUUGUAGAUGUUUGCUGAUUGGUUUUGAAAAGGGACGUAAGUGAAAGACAACCUUUUUAUCCCCAUGGUGACUCAGCUGUAUCGUGUAUAUGAUGAGCAUGCUAGGCACAUCACUGAUCACCAACAGUUUGAACCCAGGAUUCUGUUUACGCUCUGGUACAGAGUUUACGCUGAUGGCUUUUUAGAAACACAACUCGGCACAAUGUCCUGUCCCUGUGGUCGUAGGGAAAGACCUUAGUCAUAGGGAAAGACUUAGUCGUAGAAAAUACAUGUCAUAGAAAAUACAUAAGUCAUAGGAAAAUACAUAAUUAAUAAUGGAAAACGUAAGUCAUAGGGAAAGACAUUAGUCAAAGAAAAUAAAUUAUUCAUAGGGAAAGACAUUUCAUGUCGGUCAUUGAGGGUGUGUGUGUGUGUGUGUGUGUGUGUGUGUGUGUGUGUGUGUGUGUGUGUGUGUGUGUGUGUGUGUGUGUGUGUGUGUGUGUGUGUGUGUGUGUGUGUGUUACGGCUAUAGGCUCAGGAUUGUUGAUCCAUAUUUAUCAUGAUUCCCAUAAACCCUAUCAGGUAUUACAUAUGACAUAUGCAAUAACAUGUCUCAGUAGUGGAUGCUUCUGUAGAUCCAUAACUCAUUAUUUGAUGUGUUUGUACUAUCAACAUAACCAUAAUAAUGGUGAAUAAUUAGUUGUUAAUUUGCCUCGUCAAUCAUCUAGCAUUAUGAAGAAAUUUGAGCAACGAUGGAACAAUUUCCUGUUGAUAAAACAUGAUGAGAUUAGCUUAGCUGUUCUUACCUUCCUAGUGAUUCCAAAUUCUUAUAUUUAUGUGAAACUCACAAAUUACCCAGCAUGCCUUAGUUCCAUAUUACUAUUCUGUGAUCCCCCUCAUAACUCAUUAUUCUACGACAUCACAUCUUCUCUCUGUGUGUGUUUUUUCGUUCCCUGUGUGACUCAGACUUUGAGCCCUGAGCUCCUGCUUGAUGUCUUCUAAUAACAUAUUGCAUAUGCACUAUGCAACACGUAAUGCCAGCAUCUACCAUUCUUGCAUCUAUCAUUGGCUUUAAUUCCAGUUUUCCAUUAACCUUUUCACACAAUUCCACAGUGCGCUCCAGUCCUGUUCCCCUAUAGGAACCUUCCGGUUGGAACAGUAACAAGCUGUUUCUGCGAUGGAUUAAACCUGUUGGUGGCGGCAUUCAUUUUUUUGAUCAGUGCUAAUACAUUUAUUCAUUCAUUUCACUUAUCUCCAGCAUUGAAAUGGACGUUAAUAGACUCAAACACUGGAGCAACCAAACGAAGCCCUUACAUGUUAGCACCACUACCCACCCACCCAACUACCAACCAAUGGAAUCACAACAAGCUCACAUGGGAAAAGGCCUGGAACACGAUUGGCAGUCUGCUUGCAGUAUGGAUGAUGGCCAGCCACUGGCUCUUGACUUUCCCAUUCCAGACCGAAGCAGACCUAUGGAGGAACUGUACGACUCCAGGUCGAUCGGUGAACUAUCUGCCAUCCUACCAGACAUUGAAAGGUUUUAUGACGGACGUUGAGUAUCACAUGACAUUUGUGCAGCUUUGGUUUGUUGUCGUUGUUCAGACCGACGAGAGGGUUCAGGGUUCUUACAGCUGAGUGCUACAGGGGAGACAUGUUGAGGAGGUGGUUUUAUCCUGGUAGAACUUCAAUACUGAUUUAAACCUGGAUUGAGCACAGUCUAAUACAACAAUUGUGAGACACAUUGUACAGAUUUUUAUAAGAGAAUCAUUACAAAAUGCUAACAUAAAAUAUGAUCUGCCAGCAUGUUAUCAGAAGGCUGCUCUUUGAAAAGAGCAAAAAGAAAGCUUCGAUCUGGGGGUCGAUCCGUAGUUGUGUGACCGGCCUUUACGCUGUCUGUUGCACAAAAAACCUUUUCCAAGAGCCCUUCUGCACUGUGUGAAGAGCAACUUCUGGGCCGGUUUUCAUACAGUGAAAAGCUUUUUGAUAAUGUUUUAAAAGUAUCUGCAAACAAACAUUAAACAUGACAGAAGUAGAUCAGCCUCCCAGGGGAUCGGAACAGAAGAGUGUUUCCCUAAAUGAAAUGUAUUUGUACACUGGUUCACUGGAUUUCUUCUUUACUACUUGAUUGUAACUAAAAUAUUGAUAAUAAUCUGCCAAAGGGUUAUUUUAUUUCCUCUUUCCUGUUGUGAGUUUCCUUUUUUUUUAUUAUUCUUAACAGGGGAACAUUGCAUAUGUUUUAGAGAGUUUAUAAAGUAUUUCAUUUUGUUGGAUAGGUUUGAUUUGUGUAUUGUUUUAAAGCGGGGUUUUAAUUUAUCGGUGCCUUGUUUUUGUGGUCCUUUUGAGGUAGGUGACACUUUUUAAUAAUAAAAACUUCUACUUCUCUACUUACAUGGGAUAUCUGUACUGUAUGCCAAAUGGUCUCACUCACAUUUCUAUGAAAGCAAGCUGUUGAUAAAUCUCUAUAUAUUGAUAUAUUAAAUUAAUGAAAACCA